AUGGACAACAAAUGUAAUAUUGAGGAGGAGUUGCAAUAUGGUGCAAAAAUUAUAUCCGAAUUGAAUGCUUGCAAUAAAACAUUGCGAGAUAAUCAAUUAAAACAAAAUAAGAAAUGGGAUCGGGAAAGAAAACAGUGGGAUCGGGAGAGAAAUAAGUGGGAUCAGAAACUAGAUAUCUCUCUUGCGGAAUCCAAGGCUAAGUAUGCUACAAAAUUAGAGGAGAUUAAAUCGCUUCGGAAUGAAAUGAAAUUAUUGAAGGGUAAGUUAGAUUUAUCCCAGAAGGACUCAUCAAAUAAAGGGUCUGAAAUCGAGUCUCUCAAGUCUGAGAUAGUUGAAUUAGCCUUGAAAAUUAGUGAGUUGGAGCGUCUGAAAUCUGAGGGUAUAUCGGGAUCUAUAAUUGGAGGAGAUGUCGAGGCCGUACAACAGGGGCAGAGCCCCAUUGUUUUCACAAUAAAAAAUACGCAGAGCGAGGAGCUUGAUGCUCCAACAGUUAACUCAGUGGUAUCACCGCAGACCGAGAAUGUUCCUGAGUUUAGUCUUCGUCCUUUUCUGGUCGUACGGCCAAAAAAAACAAGUUCAGAAUUAAUAGAAAGUAGUACAACUACACAACCAGAUAAAUCGUCUACUUCUUCAUCCCCAACCACACAGAGCCGUACGGCGACGGUACCGCUGCCAAAUAGUACACGUAAAAAUUCUACUUGCUCCACAGUAACGGAAAAAAAUAGCGAGAAAAAGAGUUCUAUAGAUAGCUCGGCCGUACGGCUACAGAAUAUAAAGGAGAUAGAAUCUGACUCACGUACGUCCAUUGGAGGGAUAGAAACAAUCCCGAUCGCUGCGAGUUAUUUAGGUUUGCUGUUUACUUUUCUUAUUCUGUUACUUAUCGCGAUUAUAUUGUUUACCGUUCUGAAGCCUACGUGGGCUGUACGGCUGGAAAACCGAAACAAUAGAAAUCUAGGCACUUUGCAUCCUCCGGCCAAAGAAAAUAUACAUUCACAGAAAAAAACUGCUUAUCAUGAUUGGAAUUCCAAUGUAGUGAUACCACCGAAUCAUCGUCAAACGCCAAUGUAA
Paraglomus brasilianum is the source of this 1068-nucleotide messenger RNA. NCBI's taxonomy places the organism in Eukaryota, Fungi, Glomeromycota, Glomeromycetes, Paraglomerales, Paraglomeraceae. The record is from the annotation of a GenBank genome assembly.